CGAUUCGAGAAUAUGCGUGAAUUCGUAAUGAAUAGCGACUUUCGGGAAGCACUUAGACAUGCUGAUGCGGAACCAGUAGUUGUAUGCGGUGAUUUCAAUGCUCCGUCACAUCUGGAUUGGAUCAAUGAAACAGCGUAA
Messenger RNA from Anisakis simplex (herring worm), 138 nucleotides. NCBI's taxonomy places the organism in Eukaryota, Metazoa, Nematoda, Chromadorea, Rhabditida, Anisakidae. The record is from the annotation of a GenBank genome assembly.